Messenger RNA from Hippoglossus stenolepis (Pacific halibut), 5171 nucleotides. RefSeq names its product FERM, RhoGEF and pleckstrin domain protein 2 (gene farp2). Gene Ontology annotation, molecular function: cytoskeletal protein binding; guanyl-nucleotide exchange factor activity. NCBI's taxonomy places the organism in Eukaryota, Metazoa, Chordata, Actinopteri, Pleuronectiformes, Pleuronectidae. Bases 287 to 3685 code for a protein of 1132 amino acids. The record is from RefSeq and is a predicted model, not a curated record. The transcript has 29 exons. Gene Ontology annotation, cellular component: cytoskeleton.
CGCUCCACUCGGUUUACUCCUCAUCCUUCAGAGCUAUUUAAAGUAAAGGAGGUAAAUCUUCGCUCCCGCAGCCGACAAUCCUCGCACACAUUUCAACCAAUGGCAGGACGCAGGGGACCGCCGCAGCCAAUCACAGAGCAGCGCGAGCGAAACUCCUGUUAACGACGCUCGACGACCGACGACCAUGGCCGGAGGAGCCGAGUCCUUUUCUGUGUUACUAACUUUUAGCGUUUAGUUUCCACGCGGGCAAAACGGAAUGAAGUGGGGUGAACUGCUGUGAGCAGUGAUGGGGGACAUAGAAGGUUCAUACCGGGCCCUGCAGACCCCUGGCACAAGGCUGGGGGCCCAGUUCAAUGCCGGUAUCAGCACCUUGGAUCCGGGCCAAAGCCUCAGUGCCAACAUGGUCGCUGGGAGCAAAAGCCAUGGGCAAGGACUACAGAUCCGUGUGCAGGCCCUGGACGAGUCUCAGGACUUCUUUGAUGUAGAUCCCAAAGCUCUUGGACAGGCACUCCUCUCUGAGGUUUUCCACAGAGGCAACCUCAUCGAGAGUGAUUACUUUGGCCUCGAGUAUCAGAACAUGCAGAUGAACUGGGUUUGGCUGGAACCCACAAAACCCAUUUUUAAACAAGUCAGAAGACCAGCUAAUACCCUGUUUAGACUGGCAGUGAAAUUCUUUCCUCCAGACCCUGGUCAGCUGCAGGAGGAGUACACAAGGUAUUUAUUCUCCCUGCAGAUGAAGAGAGAUUUGAUGGAGAGCAGGUUGAUCUGCACAGAAAAUACUGCAGCCCUGUUGGCAUCUCACCUUGUCCAGUCGGAGAUUGGCGACUAUGACGACAUGGCAGACGGAGACUACCUGAGGAGCAACAAGAUGCUGCCUUACCAGGAGAAGGUGCAAGAGAGGAUCAUGGAGCUCCACCGCAGACAUCUGGGCCAGACUCCAGCUGAAUCAGAUUUUCAAAUCCUGGAGAUAGCCCGUAAACUGGAGAUGUAUGGUGUCCGUUUUCACCCGGCAGCUGAUCGAGAAGGCACCAAGAUCAAUCUGGCUGUUGCUCACAUGGGUCUUCAGGUUUUUCAGGGCAACACAAAAAUAAAUACCUUUAAUUGGUCCAAGAUUCGUAAACUGAGCUUCAAAAGAAAACGGUUCCUUAUCAAGCUUCACCCAGAAGUCCAUGGGCCUCAUCAGGACACUCUGGAGUUCAUGAUGGCCAGUCGAGACAAUUGUAAAAUCUUUUGGAAGAUCUGUGUGGAAUAUCACUCAUUCUUCCGCAUGUUUGACCAACCCCUUCCCAAAUCCAAAGCUAUACUCUUCACCAGAGGCUCAUCCUUUAGAUACAGUGGAAGGACCCAAAAGCAACUUGUGGACUACAUCAGGGAAAACGGAGCAAAGCGAACACCAUACCAGAGGAGGAACAGUAAAAUACAAAUGUCUGCUCGUUCCCUAGCAACAGAUGUGCCAAAACAGAGCUUGUCAUUCAAUGACAGUCUCAGGACCCCAGGCUCCCCUUCCUCCGCUACAGUGUCUUUCCACUCAGCACACAUCCUAAGUGGCCUCCCACGGACAGAACUCCAACCUCAGCCGCAGCCUUUUCCCACGCUGAGCCAUUCUCCAUCGCCUUCCCAGCAGCAUCAGCAACAACAGAAGCAGCCACAUCUGCAGCAGCUUCAGUCCCCUCUGCAAGCCACCAGACCCCCCAGCCCACUGAAGGAAGAACCUGUCAAGGCCGCUUCCCCAUCCCACUACGCUUUUCAAGAAUCCGUUGUGGACAGCCCUCAGCUCUCGCCCUUCAACUCCAAGGAUCCCCUCUGCCUGUCGCCCUCCUUCCAGAUGUCCACCCUCAGCCUGCCGGGCCAGGCCCCGUCGCCCCUGCAAAGCCCCAUCCUGAGCGAGGUGGGCAGCAAUGCCAGGCUAGAGGAGGAGGAGGAGGGCAGGAGGAAGCGUUAUCCUACCGACAAGGCCUACUUCAUUGCCAAAGAGAUUCUGACCACAGAGCGGACGUACCUCAAAGACCUCGAGGUCAUCACUGUGUGGUUCCGCAGCGCUGUGAUCAAAGAAAACGCCAUGCCCGAAGGCCUGAUGACCCUCCUCUUCUCCAACAUCGACCCCAUCUAUGAGUUCCACAGAGGCUUCCUCAAGGAGUUAGACCAGAGGCUGGCUCUCUGGGAGGGACGAUCAAAUGCUCAUGUCAAAGGCGACUACCAGAGGAUUGGUGAUGUGAUGCUGAGGAACAUGUGUGCUCUGAAGGAGUUCACCAGCUACCUGCAGAAGCACGAUGAGGUUUUGACAGAGUUGGAGAAGGCCAGCAAGAGACUGAAGAAGCUGGAAACGGUCUACAAGGAGUUCGAGCUGCAGAAGGUGUGCUACCUGCCCCUCAACACGUUCCUACUCAAGCCAAUCCAGCGCCUCAUGCACUACAAACUCAUCCUGGAGAGACUAUGCAAACACUACUCCCCUGAUCACCGAGAUCACGACGACUGCAAGGAGGCUCUGAAGGAAGUAGCAGAGAUAGCCACUCAACUCCAGAGUAGUCUCAUCCGGCUGGAGAAUUUCCAGAAGCUGACAGAGCUGCAGAGAGACCUGAUUGGUAUAGAGAACUUGACGGCUCCAGGGAGGGAGUUCAUACGAGAGGGAUGUCUGUACAAGCUCACCAAGAAAGGGCUGCAGCAAAGAAUGUUUUUCCUGUUCUCAGACAUGCUCCUCUACACAAGUAAAGGUGUGACUGCAACCAAUCAGUUCAAAGUGCACGGCCAGCUGCCCCUUCAUGGCAUGAUACUCAUAGUGCUGGAUGCACCGGUGGAGGAGAGUGAGAAUGAGUGGUCUGUCCCCCACUGCUUCACCAUCUACUCUGCUCAGAGAACCAUCGUGGUGGCUGCCAGUUCUAAAGUGGAGAUGGGGAAGUGGAUUGAAGAUCUGAACCUGGCUAUCGACAUGGCCAAGAAGUCGCAUGAAAAAUCCACCAUCUUCUUCGAUCCUGGACUCAGCGAUCGCUCCAACCGGUCGUCGGACGAGGUUUCUCUGGAGCAGGAGUCCGAGGAUGACAUGAACUCCUCCCGGACCUCGCUGGACAAGCAGACCCAUCACCGUGCCAACACAACCAUGCAUGUGUGCUGGCACCGCAACACCAGUGUGUCUAUGUCCGAUCACAGCCUGGCUGUGGAGGUACUCCUCCACCCACAUUGUUUCACCCUCUCAGUCUACGGCUCUCCAGCUGUUUCCCCAGAGCUCCCUCCGCGCUAUCUCCUGGGCCAAGGCCAAAGACCAAACACCAUCACACACGUUUGCUGGUACCGAAACCAGAACCUGUCUCUUACUGAUUAUCUGCGCAUGAAUCAGAACCAGCUGUCAGGGUACCUCCUGAGGAAGUUCAAGAAUAGUAACGGCUGGCAGAAACUCUGGGUCGUUUUCACCAACUUCUGCUUGUUCUUCUACAAGACUCACCAGGACGACUUCCCGCUGGCCAGCCUGCCCCUGCUCGGCUACACAGUCAGCACCCCAGAAGAGUCUGAUAGCAUUCACAAGGAGUACGUCUUCAAGCUGCAGUUCAAGUCCCAUGUUUACUUCUUCCGAGCGGAAAGCGAGUACACCUUCGAAAGAUGGAUGGAGGUGAUCAAGAGUGCUGCCAGCACCACGGGACGGAUGAACCUGCUCAUACCUAAAGGAGGUCCCAUGGAGAUGAACGGAAAAUGAAUCAAACACCAUGUGUCCGGAGGCUGGGCCUCUACGACUCAAAUAAACUCAACUCAGACUCUCUUUCAAUUAACAAAGAACUGAACAUUUUGACAUUAACAAGAUGAGACUGAAAGUUGCUGCCAGUUUUAAAGUGUUAACAUUUCUCUGCUUAACUUCUCUAAAGGGCUGUGUAUUUUUUUGUCUUUGAUUAAUGGUGUAAAUGAUAAAAGUUGUCUCAGUAUACAGGAUAUAAUGAAAGGGAGACUUGUACAUUAUGAUCAAGAUUUUUUUUUGUUUGUUUUUUUGCUUGUGUGACGCUCAAUUGGGCUGUUCUUAUAGACUGAUACAACAGGAAAUACUGAUUUAUGGGACCAAAUCCAACACAAAGGGCUAAAGUUUCAGCUUUUUGAGGGACUUUUUUUCCACCUGAAGCUUUGUCUGGUUUCGGCACUGAGCGAAAGGAAACAUGUUAUACAGUAUGUGGAAAAAUGAAGGAACAGGAUGUAUGUGCGCUCUACUUCGGAAAAGCCAGAGGUGUGUGUGCGUGUGAAAGAGAGAGAGAGAGAUGGAGGUGAGGGGAAAGUUAAUGAAAUGUUAAAACAGGUUUGAGACGAGAAGCCGUUCAAUUCUGGGAGAUUCUGUGGGAACUUAUUAAAUAAUUCAAGCUGCUGUUGGGACAAAGACGCUUCAGACAGAGUGAACUUUUCGCAGGAUUUUAAGCAUCUGCCUGUAUAAAGUGUCGUAGUGUGAAGUUGAGUUUUUCUUGAGGCCAGUCCACUUUAGAGGCUUUAUUUGCCUGUUCAUGGAAGGAUGCAGCUUUUGUUUUGAAUCAAUUCAAAUGGGAGCUGUUCUGCUUAAUACUCCUGAUUAGUUAGGCAGCAUUAUGCCUGUGUGGUGGUACAUUAAUCUCAGAUAUAAUCUUUUGUCCUGUUGUUAAUUUUGCGUAGGGAUAACAACUCGAGGAAAUACUGUGCAGUGGCUGCUCUAGAGUUUACUCUAGAGGAGUGGCAGAUUUUCCCUCUGAAAGCAGAAGAACAUAUUUUGAAGUAACUGUUCUUAGUGAUUGGGUCUUUGUGUUUCUCAAAUGGGAGCGGACUUAUGGGAAGCAAAGGACACCAGUUAUUUAGUGUGCUACAUGCAAUCACGGUACUAUUCGGUAAAUAUUUUUUAUGGAGACUGGAACCUUUACUCUCCGUUUGUGUGCAUGUGUUGUGUGCAUGUGGCUGUGUGUGUGUGUGUGCGUGCAUGUGUCCGUGCAGAAAAGCCAACCGUGUAGUCCCACCUACACCCGCCUCCGGAACCUGUGACGGACAGUGAUGAUGGAGGUCAUCGACGUCCUAACAUUCUGUGUGUGUAAGAGACUGACUCUGUUGCACAGUUAACAUUGAGUAUGUUACUCCUAUUUAUUGUUUAGCAUGUCAUCAGGGCCGUGCUCCCGAGUGCCCUCGUGUAGUCUUCAUGUUAUACCAGUGAUAACCUAACGAAUAAAAGAUCAUUUCAGUCA